ACGCGCCAUUGUUUACAUUCUGAGUCUAAGCGACAACAUCGCAUCUAGCACCGCUUCGCUUUUUCUCCAAAACUCUUGUAGAAGCCUGCUUCGUUUGGAAGAAGAAAAUCAAAAUACAAAUUAGCAGAAUUUUUUUUUGCCUUUUUUUUCUUUUUUGAAACUAUAAAUAGUUUCAAAGAAUUGCGCUUAUUUUCUUUUUUUCAUUCAUUAUACUUCAUUACACCAGGAAAAAAAAAAGAAAACAAGUCUUCUUUUUCUUCUUCUUCUUCUUCUUCUUCUUCUUCAGAUUCUUCUGAUUAAUUUUUCAUUUUCACAUUGGUUCGAUUUCAUCUGAAGCUUAUAUAUAUAUAUAUUUUUCUUUGAAAAAUCAACAACAACAAAGGAACCCUAUUAACAAAAAUUAUAACCAUUCCCAUAUACAAACAUUGCAAAACUACAAAGACAGAUUCAUUGCUAAAAUGAAAAUUUUAUUUCUACCUUGAAUCGAAAUUGGAAACAGUUGAAUUAACUAUCUUACAUUUUACAUACCUUUACUCUGAUUUUAUUAGAAGAAAAAAGGAGAAACAACAGCAAAAAUAUAACUAUACACACACAUAUCUAUAUACAUAUAUACUUAGUAAUAUAUACAAUAUAAAUAUAUAUUUAUGUAUGUAUAAUAUUAUAUAUACACAAAGUUAAGUAUAUAUAUAUAUAUAUACACUUAUAUAUAUAUUGCAGAUAUAUUUAUAUAUUGAUAUAUAUAUAUAUUUGUUGUUUAAAACGAAGGAAAAAUUAAAACAGCAGAAAAAGUGUCUAACAUGUUAGGUGCAUCGGUUGACAACAAAAACAAAAACAAAAACAACAGCAACUACAACAACAACAACAACAACUACAACAACACCAACUACAACAACUACAUCAACAACAACCGAAACUACUUCAAUAACAUCAACAGCAACAUCAACAACAAUAACAACAACAACAACAACAACAACAACAACAACAACAGCGAAAUUACUAACGAGGUAUAUUUGAAAAACAAACAAAACAAACACCACCACCACAAUCACCACCACCACCGCCACCACCACUACCCUCAUCGCCGCCACCACUACUACAAUUAUUACUACUACUAUUACUACUACUACCACGACCAUCACAACGACGACGACCACCAACAACAACAACACCAGUACCAGCAUCAUCAACAGCCAUAAUAUUUAUCCGACUGCUAUAUAUAUCAUCACCACCAUGAUGUCUUUUACAAUGUAUACAGACUUCAAAUCUCCCAAAUGAGUAUAUAUAAUUUAUUAUUUGCAUUGCAUAUAUAUGUAUAUAUAUAUAUGUGUGUGUGUAUAUACAUACAUACGUACAUACGUACAUACCUAUCUUAAAUUUACGAGGGAAGGGCAGUCGUACGCCUGCGGAUUAUUUAAUAAUAACAAUUAUAAAUAAAUUAAUUAAAUAAAUAAAUGAAUAAUGAUGAUGAUGGUGUGCUAUCAUUAUUAUUAUUAUUAUUAUUUUUAUUAUUAUUAACAUCAUCCAAGUCCAGGGAAAUUUAUACAAACCACACAUAUACCUUAAACGUGGAGUUUAUUACCGUUGGUUUUAUUAACGACGGACCCAAGUGAAGGAAAAACCAAUCAACUAUGACAACAACAAAAACAGCAACUACUACUACUACUACUACUACUGUUGCUGCUUCUGAGGUUAUUACUACUACUACUACCACUACUACUAUUACUAUACAACAACAACAAUGUCAAAGACUGAUUCUUUUUUUGUCGAAAUAUCAAAUACAGAGUGGACCCUGAAUAAGAAACAGAAAUUGUGAAGAAUUCAGUUGGGAAAUUACAUCAUUUUCAACGUUACGCACACAGACUAAAUAUACUUAUUAUUAUUUACUUGUUAUAUUUUUGUUUGCCUUUUUUUUUUCAUUGACAAUUCACUGAAGAGAAAAGAAAAGAAAAAAAGGAUUACCACUAUUCCAUUAUUAUCAGAUUAAAGUUUUCAUGUUAUUGAACAUUGGUUCUUGGCUCUCAAAAAGACAAAGACAAAAAAACUUGUUGCAAUAUUUGUUUCGCUUCGUUUGACUUACUUUAUACUUUUUUUUUGCGGUUUUUGAGAACUUGAUAUUUAACUAAAAGAACUAAAGAAUUAAGUGUGAACAUUUUUUUUUUUUGCUUCUUGGUUCAAUUAUGAUGCAAUCUGCUCCAAUCAGUGAAGAAUUAUACGAUUCACUGAACUCUAACCAAAAACCUACCCAGCCCAAGACAAAAGUUGCCAUCGAAGACACAACAAUUAGUCCUUUCGAAGACGGUGGAGGCGACGACGAAGACGACGACGACGACGAUUCCAUUCGGAACUUGUCCAAUAUGACCCCUUGCACACCCUCGGUGGGAUCUUUUGACAGUAGUUACGCUACUGACGACUCCCCUUCUAAUAUUUCGCCACCUUAUCACCAUCAUCACCACCAACAACAACAACAGCAGAAGGGGGACGAAGAGCAUCAUCAUCUGCAGCAGCAAGAACAGCAGUACAACUUGUUCCAAUAUAGUCAACAGCAGCAGCAGCAGCAGCAAUUUUGUCGCUCUCUCUGCCGCCGUCAGCGCUUCGAAGGACCGCAAAACUAUCCCCACCGUUACCACAACCAGCAGCAACACCAGCACUCCCAUCCUCCCUACUUCCCGCAGCAGCAGGAGCAGCAUAAUCAUCAUCUUCAACAACAGUUCCAGGCUCUGACAAUAGGAAAUACAACUGCUGCUAUCGGUGCUGUAGGCGGAGGCGGAGACGGUGGUGGUGGUGGUCGUCGUCGUGGCCCAGCUGUCAUAUCGACCAGUUUGUGUAGUGUAGAAAGUAUGAGCGAUUAUUACUCGAUGCGCGAGAGAAGUUCGAACGACUUUGACGAAAACGACGGCGACGACGACGACGACGACGAUGAUGUCGUCGUUGGCGACGAUGACGACGAAGACAAAGACGACGACGACGAUAAUAACGACGACGUCGAUGAUGUAGACGAAGUGGUAGGCGCCGCUGACGACGAUGAUGAAGAUGACGACGACGUCUUCUCCAAAGACGGAGUAAGUGGAAACAGCGCAUUUCCGAGUACGCAACGACACGGCGUGUCUCACAGCCGACCAAUACCGAUUCGAUCGGUUGCCAGAAGAAACAGAACAAAUGAUUUGAACACGAUGAACCACCAUCAUCACCACAAUAACAAUAACCACAACAACAACAACAACGGUUCUACUUCUUCUUACGGAAGUCCGAGCAGUUUCCCCAUGAGCAUGGACCAUCAUUUCAUGGCUAACUUCCGCAACAAUUUCCCGCAACAUUUCCAAGGACCUCACGGCAUGAGUCCUGACUGUUGCCAGGCGGGAAAUAUUCUGGUAUCUUGUAGCUGGGGAUCGGAACUACGGCGCACUAUCGGAACACAAACCUACCCCAUGUUUAGAAGAACCAGCACAUUGUUUGGGAUUCAAACUCCCUGUCACUUACACAACCAGUCUAGUAUCCGUGCAAUCAUCAGCUCAACAGGUAGUGUAUCACGCCGAUUAUACUCCGAAGGAGAAGAUUCUAGCGUUUCACCACGCCAAGAUCCACUGCCAGAUUUGGUACCAGUACCACGGGACAGAGCGCACUCAUUACCUGAGGUGCCUCUUCGUCGGCAUGAACACAUCCGUGCGAUUGGACAGGAACUUCGGAGAAUUAGUGACGAGUAUUACCAGAAUCGUCACCAUUCACACCACCAAGUAAGUAGAUGGAAUAUGCAUGUCACUGCAAACUUGGUCAAUUUCAGUCUCACCUGCAGACUUUCAGCUAAUUUCACUCUGAUUUUGGUAAUUGGAAAUAACAAUUAGUGCCAGCUAAUUUACUACCUGUGAUACCUUUUUUCUAAACAUAGAACGGAAUGGAAAUUAAAGGGAAUUAAAAGAAAAUUGGAGUGAAAUCAAAGUUAAAACUAAAUAUAAUAGAUAAUAUCGGUGAAGAAUAAGGAAAUACCAAAUGGCCAGAAGUCUUUCAAAUAUAAUAUUUGAAUGCUAGAAAUUGGCUCCAUUUCUGAAAGUCCAUUACAGUUUUGCUUUGGUGAAAUCCUUCACAGAGAUGUUAAUGAAACUUGUGUACAAAGAAUUGAAGAAAUUCUGGCUAAGACCCACUAUCGUAUGUCACGUGGAAUUGCCAAAGCAUUCUUUGUGUCAGUUUCCAACUGUGUGUGUUACAGUUGUGCAUUCAUUGACUUUCUAAAGGCGGUCCCAGACAAGAAAGACUUUCUGCUACAUGUUUCAUGCGGAAUAGUAGCAGUGAAUAGUCUCUGUUUACUGACAGCGGCACCGUGUAUGCUGUGGCAUAACCCUGACCUUUGGAAACUUCUGAAGGCUGAGAAAAUCAGUCCUUGAUUAAUGUGAUUCCGUAACUUCAGUUGUGAUUCUGUUCCAUUGGCGUUUAAAGAAAAAUAAAACGAUGGAGUUAUCAUUCCUGCUGCUAUUUUUGGUAAUGCCAGCCAACUCUAUUGAAGCAUUCCUAUUGCACAAAGCUAACCUAUUGAAUGUUUUAGUGGGUGAUCAACUCUACAAAUUGAACAUGUCAAGGGUGAGGUCGACUUUUAGACCUUUGAUCCCUCUGUCAAAUACAUAUAUUACUUACCAUACCUCUACUGGUGUUCUAAUUCUUCAACCAUAACAACAUUUUGGAAUUCAGAACAUCUCUAUGAGUUUAUAUCUAAUAUGAUCUCCAGAGUUCAGCAACUAAUUUUUACCGUUUUGCCUUAGGAAAAACAUGGAAUCAAUUGGAAAAUGCUCUUAUUCAUGAUUCGAUGAAACAAUUCUUUUGAACAAAACAAGAUUAAUUGGUUUCUCAAGAAACUAUCAGUCUGAUGAAGAAGCAAAAAGAAAAGGAACUCUAAACAGUUUCAAAAACAUUUUUCUUAACUUUUCCUUUUGGAAAAUGCGUGAUAUUAAUUAAGACUUUUUGUUAUUUUUCUUUUAUAUUUUUUUUUAAAUAUAAAUUUUAUCUGAAAAUAAAUUAAAUUCAAAAUAAACUAACUAAAAACAUUGUU
Messenger RNA from Octopus bimaculoides (California two-spot octopus), 5035 nucleotides. RefSeq lists its product as uncharacterized. The record is from RefSeq and is a predicted model, not a curated record. NCBI's taxonomy places the organism in Eukaryota, Metazoa, Mollusca, Cephalopoda, Octopoda, Octopodidae.